This is a messenger RNA of Haliotis rufescens (red abalone), 2342 nucleotides long. RefSeq lists its product as uncharacterized. NCBI's taxonomy places the organism in Eukaryota, Metazoa, Mollusca, Gastropoda, Lepetellida, Haliotidae. The coding region runs from base 77 to 766 and encodes 229 amino acids. The transcript has 5 exons. The record is from RefSeq and is a predicted model, not a curated record.
CUUAUAUUUCACGGGAAGCUAUUACCCGAGGCACCGCUUCAGUAAACAUAAUAGUCCAACUUUCAAACGGAAGUGCAUGGAAUAUCUACUCAGUUCACCAACUUUUCCCGUUGUAUCUCUGCUGGUUGUACACUUUGUAGCAGAGAGCCAUGGUGGCGCCGCGUGUGACAGCCCCUAUAUAAACAACGGGAGGCCAGUUGAUAUACCAGAAGAGGAGUAUGCUAAGUACUGCUGCAAGGCGAAUAAAUACAGCACUUGGACCUCAACCUCCCGGUUCGACUGUGCCGCGGAAGGAGGAUGCUGCGGGGACGCCGACAAGCAGUACUGCUGUGAUCGAGACAAAUUUGCUCUUCAGCUGGGUUUAGGCAUAACAGCGGGUGUCCUUGUGAUUUUGGCUAUUAUCGCUGUCAGCGUGUUCUGCUGUGUGAAGUCGUUCUACACUGAGCUUGGCAAGGAGAUCUACUGCCAUUCAUGUUGCAGAUGCAAAACUCGAAACAAGCAGUCAAGCCAAUCAUGGAACGACUUCACCUACCCUUCGGACAACACCGGGAGUGCGCCCAGGAUCGGCAGAACCAGUGCCAGUAUUUCCUCCACCCGUGAACACCACACCAGGCCUAUAUCUACAAUAUCUCUGACCCCAACAGCACCCCCUAAAUAUGUUCCAGAGGUGGAUCCAGAUGCCCCACCGCCGUCCUACUCAGAGGUUAUAAGAAAUCCGCACGUAUUCCCGAGGACGGAAAAAGGCGACGCCACGACGUGUGUGUGAGCGUUUACAGCCCUUUCGUCCAUCUUUUAGAGACUCACUAUGCCUGGGUUGUCUUACCAUGCAUUGGUGGUUUCUCCAUGGCUUAGUGUAAUCCGUGUCGUCAUGGACCCGCAUAAUCUUUUUAAGAGACACGAUCAAUGGGCAUAAUUAAUUGGGAGAGCGAAUGAUAGUAUACCUGGGUUGUCUAAUUUACCUGUUUGUUUGUUUUUAAAUAAAAUAGACGAAGCAGGUUGAUACCACAUGAGCACAGGGGACCAGGGUGGUCAUAGAUGUCGUCAUAGUCCGUGUGCUCUCUGUGAUAGUUCCUCGUGCAUCCGUUUUAGCGCUUGCAGACUCCACCCAAGACUUCGGUCGGCCAAACAAUGCGGAAAAUAACAAAUGGUGAUCUUUAACUUUUCCAUGUUCUGUUCCUGAGAACACACUCAUUUAAUUAAAUAAAAACCGAUUUCUAAGAAGUGUCAAGAAAAUUGCUAAUGGGUUUAUUUUCAUGAGGAUUUAAAAUUCUUGGGGCGGGGAGGGGAUUUUUGCGAAAUCAACGUGUAGUUUUUCCUGUCUCUGCUUUAAAACAUAUAAUUUUUGCUCUAAAGGCCAAACAAUUUAUAAUUUUUCACAACAUUGUUUAGGACAUGCAGCAUGAUCAGCGAUCGUUUUAUGUUAAACCUGAGACAAAAUUAUUCUUUAUUGCCUUAGCAUUGCUAGGAUCAAACUGACUUGUUGAUUUGUUUUGUAAUCACGAGAUACAUAGAGGUUAUCACGCGAGUGUGUUUUGGGGAUGGUAAAUAUCCUGUAAUAGGAAUCAACAUUGUAUUUAGCGAGCCUUGGCUUGAAUAAAAAACAAGCAAUAUUAUGUGCAACAAUCUUAUUUACACUUGUGUGUCACGUCUGUUUAGAUACUACUUAAAAUUAUAACAAGUCAUCGUUUAGUCCAAAGGUUCUUUACCUCAGUAAUGAGGGGUUACAUGCGUGUGUACAUACGCCAGUCAUGUGCUCUGGUGACUGGUACCUGCCAAAAUAUAGAUUACUUAAAAGUUGGAAUUACAUUGGAAAUAGGUCUAAGAUGUUGAAGCGGAAUAUGAUUGGAUAACGUUCUACAGAUAUCGUCAUCAUCAUCAAUAACGUUACUUGAACCAUAUGGAAAACCAAAUAAGCCUAAGACAUAUCGUAUUUUUUCACAUUGAUGUUCGUGUUAUGUUAUGAAUUAUUCCCCUUCAAUGAAAAAAAAGUUUUGUAUGAGUGAGUGAAUGUGAAGGAUAGUAAUGCGUGACGCGUUGUGAACACGUUUGCAGCUAUUCAAGUGAAGGCAGUUGUAGGAAUAUGUGGUUUUGUACAUAUCAAGAGGGUUAAGAACAGGAAGCAAUAACACUUUUGCAAAGAAAACCGUUGUCACGACGUCUCAAAGAUUUGUUAAAUCAUUUUUUUCACAUGACAAGAUUCGCAAAAAUGAUUACUGUUUUUUUUUUCGGAUUAAUCUAUAUUCCCUUUAAGGAAAAUGUUUAACGAAUGCAUAUGAAGUCUUUUUAUUUAUAUGAACCUCUACAUUCCAUGUGAUUUGAAUAAAUUUUCGAUAUAAUAUUAA